Messenger RNA from Myxozyma melibiosi, 648 nucleotides. RefSeq lists its product as uncharacterized. The record is from RefSeq and is a predicted model, not a curated record. The transcript has a single exon. The coding region runs from base 1 to 648 and encodes 215 amino acids. NCBI's taxonomy places the organism in Eukaryota, Fungi, Ascomycota, Lipomycetes, Lipomycetales, Lipomycetaceae.
AUGCCGGAAAAAGCCAAAUUGGGUCUUCUUCAGCUGCGCCGAAGCGAUCUUUGCCGCUCGCAUUCAAGGCUUCGUCGACGCUGCUUUUCUUCUGCUCCUCUCUCUUUGCUUGACUCUACUCUCUCUAAUACUCUACUCUACUCUCUCUACCCUCCCGGUUCAUGCGCGGGCUGCCCUGCAAUGUUCCUCCCUCUGCCCUCAACCGCCCUCUUCUUCCGAUCCGCAUCUCGCCCUCCCUCCUCCUCCUCCUCCUCCUCCCGCAGAUCUCCGCCCAACCAAGAUCGCAGCUCCUGCGAUGAUCCCUCCCACCGCAACCACAACCUCCCUAUGAGAGACCAGAUCGUCCGUCGCUCGUCCUCCUCCUCUUGCGUCUCGGCCUCUUCCCUCUCUUCCCAGCCACCGUCUCCGGAGAAAAUCGAGAACGUCUACCUCGUGGCUGCCUGCCGGAGAAACGGCAGGUGUCUCAACCUCAUUCCAAACAAUCUCGAUGGUGAGCUCUCAUCUUUCCUUUCUCUGUCUUCUUCUUCUCUUCAAUCCUCACAAACAAGUAUGCUAACCUCCCGUGCUAUUCCAGACGAAUACACGUCAUUUCCCUCCCUCGAGCAGUCCGCUGAUCCCUCAACGGCUUCCUCGGACAGGCGCCGAUGA